Molecule: messenger RNA, 825 nt
Organism: Microcebus murinus (gray mouse lemur)
Lineage: Eukaryota; Metazoa; Chordata; Mammalia; Primates; Cheirogaleidae
Gene: TMEM208
Product: transmembrane protein 208
Biological process (GO): vacuolar protein processing
Cellular component (GO): intracellular membrane-bounded organelle
Source: RefSeq, a predicted model, not a curated record
UUGGUCUGCACCGGAAGUACAUGCUUUGCCGAUGUGGUACCUACUGACUGCGGUUUCGGUCUCUUUCUCUUGUUUCCCCCGCUGAGUAUUUGCGACGCGCCAUGGCGCCCAAGGGCAAAGUGGGCACAAGAGGGAAGAAGCAGAUAUUUGAAGAGAACAGAGAGACCCUGAAGUUCUACCUGCGGAUCAUACUGGGGGCCAAUGCCAUUUACUGCCUUGUGACCUUGGUCUUCUUUUACUCAUCUGCCUCGUUUUGGGCCUGGAUAGCCCUGGGCUUUAGUCUGGCAGUAUAUGGGGCCAGCUACCACUCUAUGAGCUCGAUGGCACGGGCAGCCUUUUCUGAGGAUGGGGCCUUGAUGGAUGGUGGCAUGGAUCUCAACAUGGAGCAGGGCAUGGCAGAGCACCUGAAGGAUGUGAUCCUACUGACAGCCAUCGUGCAGGUGCUCAGCUGCUUCUCCCUCUACAUCUGGUCCUUCUGGCUUCUGGCUCCAGGCCGGGCCCUUUACCUCCUGUGGGUGAAUGUGCUGGGCCCCUGGUUCACAGCAGACAGUGGCGCCCCAGCACCAGAGCACAACGAGAAGCGUCAGCGCCGACAGGAGCGGCGACAGAUGAAGCGGUUAUAGUCAUUGACAUUGUGUUCACAGGCUGCUGGGCUCUGGGUAGUUCUAUCAGGCUGCUGGGCUCUGGGUAGUUCUAUCAGGCUGCACAGCCCCCAUGCCUGGAGCAAUGAGGGCCUAGUUCAGGGGCCAAAAGCAGUCUGAGGUAUGUAGGGUAUACUUCAGGAUAUAUCCUAUACAGGUUUUGAAUAAAUGGCUCAGAAUGUGG